CGUCUCUCAUAAAUAUUAACUGACGGGGAACUAAACAUUUUCGGGGGAAAAUCUAGAAAUUAUUCAUCUCAGACUCGGAGAGAAAGUGGAAAAGAGGUUUAACAAGUUAAAAAAGAGAGAAGGGGGUAUCAUCAUCCGAAGAUUAUCGAUUUUGAUUUUAGGGGAUUGAAUUGAAAAAUGAGUUACUAGAUCUUACUCAGUAAGGAAAUCCGAGUGAAGUACAAUAAUGGCAUCAUCAUCAUCAUCAACAACAACUCAAUCAAUAAUCGGAGCUGUGUUAGUUAUUUCUCUGCUGUUCUCCAUUGCUGAUUCCAAAACCCUUAAAAGAGAUGUGAAAGCGUUAAAUGAAAUCAAGGCAUCACUUGGAUGGAGAGUGGUAUAUGCAUGGGUUGGAGAUGAUCCUUGUGGAGAUGGAGAUUUACCUCCUUGGUCUGGGGUUACAUGCUCUGUGCAGGGAGAUUAUAGAGUUGUCACUGAGCUGGAAGUGUAUGCAGUAUCGAUUGUUGGGCCUUUCCCCACAGCUGUAACCAAUCUGUUGGAUCUGACAAGAUUGGAUCUCCAUAACAACAAGUUGACUGGGCCAAUCCCUCCUCAAAUCGGACGGCUUAGACAUCUUCAAAUAUUAAACUUAAGAUGGAAUAAGCUACAAGAUGCCAUUCCUCCAGAAAUUGGUGAACUGAAGAGACUGACACAUCUGCACCUAAGCUUUAAUGGUUUCAAAGGGGAGAUUCCGAAGGAGCUAGCAUAUCUACCCGAGCUUCGUUAUCUCUAUCUCCAUGAAAAUCGCUUUGUUGGCAGGAUUCCUGCAGAAUUGGGAACUCUUCCAAAUCUGAGACACCUGGAUGUUGGUAAUAAUCACUUGGUGGGCACCAUAAGAGAGCUCAUUCGUAUUGAAGGAACUUUUCCUGCCCUGCGCAACCUAUACCUAAAUAAUAACUUUUUCACUGGAGGAAUACCUGCACAGCUUGCUAACUUGACAAACCUGGAAAUUUUGUACUUAUCGUAUAAUAAGAUGUCAGGGACUAUCCCAGCAGGCCUUGCCCAUAUUCCUAGAUUGACUUACUUGUAUCUGGACCACAAUCAGUUUACAGGGAGGAUUCCCGAUACUUUCUAUAAACAUUCUUUGCUGAAAGAAAUGUACAUUGAAGGGAAUGGUUUCCGACCAGGAGUUAACCCGAUCGGUCUCCACAACGUGCUCGAAGUGUCUGAUACAGAUUUCCUUUUUUGAUCUGGAGAUGUUAUUUAAUUAUUUAUUUUUGUAGCCAUUAAGCUAUAUAUAAAAAAAACACUUUAGGUUCGAUUAAAAUUAUAAUUAGCGAAAGUUAUAUUUCUAUUGUAUGUUACUGCACUAAAGAAGUUCAACAUAUGAUAGUAUUGUUCUUUUAUUAUGGAACUCUGGCUGAUGCCUGAUUCUACUUCAAUUGUAUAUACAGAUUAAUUCAUUUCGGCCCAAUAAGUAAUAUCUUGAAGA
Messenger RNA from Papaver somniferum (opium poppy), 1471 nucleotides. RefSeq names its product probable leucine-rich repeat receptor-like protein kinase At1g35710. The record is from RefSeq and is a predicted model, not a curated record. Gene Ontology annotation, molecular function: protein binding. The transcript is spliced from 11 exons. Lineage: Eukaryota; Viridiplantae; Streptophyta; Magnoliopsida; Ranunculales; Papaveraceae. Bases 227 to 1228 code for a protein of 333 amino acids.